UCUCUCUCUCUCUCCCUCCCUUACUCCUGCAUGCUUUUUCUCAUACGCUGCAUCGGUCAUGCUGCCUCCUCUCAAACUGUGGGCAGACAAACAUAGCACCAGGGAGAGCUAUUAGCAGCAGCAGAAGAUCACCCAGGAGCUCUAAGAUGUUUAUUUAUUUGAGUCUUCCUGUUGCUUAAAGUCCUGACCUCCUCACUAAGCAAUGAGAGUCAAUGUGGAUAGAAUGGCAAAUACUGUGAUCAGUUUGUCAACUUGUGAGACCCGUCUGUCUAAUGAUUAUUCUCCUGACUGGACUCCGUACUCACAGUUGUCCCUGCUUAACUGGAUAACCAACACACUGUAGGAAACAUGAACCCUGAGUCUCUGGACAGGUCCAUCCAGAACACCCUCUCAGUCCUCUACCCUCCCUUCGAGGCCACAGCCCCCACCGUCCUGAGCCAGCUCUUCCAGGUCAUAGAGGAACGUUACCAAGGAGACGCACUCAAGUGUCUGCUGGACUUCCUCAUUACAGCCAAACACAUCCUUGAGAGUGUUCAGCAGGCUGCCUGUGCCCAGUACUCUGAUGUGGUGUUCCGUUGUGAGGGCUGGCCUCUGUGUCUGCAUGAGAAGGUGGUGAUCCAGCUUGCCUCCAUCAACCCCCUAUUGCUGCGCCCAGGGGACUUCUACCUGCAGGUGGCACCCUUCUCUGAACAGUCCGCCCGCAUUGUGGUCCGGAGCCUGCUGGGGGAGAAGGAGGGACAGGGUCGGGAGGUAGAGGAGACACCCAUCCCUGAGACCUCCUACCCCUGCAUCUUCACUGAGGACUGGCUGGGGGAGCUCAACCAUGGCCGCCAUGGCACCCUUCUCAGCCACUGUAUCCUCUCCACAGACCAGGGCAUGGUGAAGGUGCCAUGGGCACAGGUGGCUCUACCUGAGUUUGUGGAUAAACCCAGAACUAUGGCCUUGUCAUCUCCUAACCCUGCUGCUACUCAACAGGAGAAAGUGGCAAGGCCAGGGCCCUCGUUGGCGCUGCCUCCCCCUGCCUCUGGGUACUCUGUGGAGACUAGGAUCUCUCCUGCUAAACAUGGCAUUGCGGUGUCGCUGUGUCUGGUGGACAGUAACUGCUCCAGGCUGGUUAAGGUGGAUCAGGAUAGGCCUGUGGCUAAGCCCAUCGGCUGGGUGUCUCCCAACACAUGGGACAGCCGCAGCAACAACACCUCUGAAGUUGAGGGGGAAUACAUAGACUUGGUGGAGUUCACUAAGCAGAAAGAAGCGUUGCUCCUCAGUGGGGCUCACAGUCACACACACCCCAGAGCACCCAUAUUUAGGCCUGUUACCCUCAACAGGCCUGGUGUUCCUCCGCCUCCAGCCCUGCCCCCGCCCCCGGCCUUGGCUCCAGCCCCCCCACCGGCCCCUCAGGGAACCGUUACACUGUGGCAGGACCGUCCGAUUCCCCGAAGACCCCCCCCUGCACCCCUUGUGAGGAGGAGAAUAGGCCAGGUGUCCAAAGCACAGGAGAUCAAGUGCCGGUACAGAGAGUCUUACCAUACAGCACUGCAGAACCCUGUUACCUUUGAGCAAGACAAUAGACUGAAUACACUGGCAGUUCUGGAGGAGGCUAGUCCAUGUGAGGGGAGGCUGGGACCAGAGGGUAAAGAAUUAUGUCCUGGUCCCUCCCAGCAGUGCUACUAUCCAGACCCAGGUCACCAUGACCAGACUCCCCCUGUUAGCACGGUUCCCUGUUGGAAGUCUGUAGAAAGUAACACUAUAUCCAGUGGCGUUUUGCAAGGCCUAUGUGCCACUAGGGAGUCUACAGAAAUGACUACCAAAUCCAGUGGAAUUUUACAAGGCCUGAAUGACACCAUAGAGGAUGAUGGGAGAUGUCCCUCCUCUCUGUCGACCACUAUUGUGGACAUAUCAGAGAAGUGUGAAGUUGUGAUACAAGGAAGAAAAAGUAGGAGGGACAUUGACUUCACUACAAAGAUGAUUCCCAGCUUACAUGUAGUGAAAUGUAAAAACGCCACAGCUUUUGGACUGGUUUCCCCAAAGAUGAACAGGCGGAGACUGCCCAACCAAGAUGUCUCCCAGGCUGGCCAACCCUCCAUACCCGUUACAAACGGACACCAGACCGCUCCACUUGAAAUUACCCAGCAGCCCCUGGGUCACUAUGCUGUGCCCAGUUCUAAGGUCCAGUUACCAGCCUCAGCAGAACCCAGCACUCACCAUCUCCAGAUGGGAGUCGCAUGCCUAACUGGUGGCAGAGACAGGACAGGUCGGUUGGUGGUUGAGGUGCAUGGAGACAAGGAAGGAUGGAGAUCUCCUUUAGUGUCUAGUCUGGAACUCAGCAAACUUCUGCUCUACCUCCACUCUGUAAUCAGGCGAGAACUAAGAGAACUUGGAAUGACACUAGUUAUUGAUGCUCGGAAGACUCCACCUCCACCACAGUUAAAUAAGGCCUUGUUGGUGGUUCAGGAGCAGAUUCCCCAUGCAAUACACAGUGUCUUGAUCCUAGGGGAGAAGGAGAGCUGCCAUCGCACAGAGAAAUGUCCUAGACUACAGAUUGCUGUGGUGACCUCACUGAAGGGGUUGCAUAAGCUGGUGGAGGGGAGCCAGCUGACCUCAGGCCUAGAGGGCACCCUUCCCUACAACCACAUUGACUGGCUGCAGCUCCAUCAGAAACUUCAUCCCUUUAUGUCAGAUCUCCAAGAGGCCUCAGGUUUGCUACUAACGGCCAUCAGGAAACUAGAGGAAGGCCGUAAGAUUGACACAGUGCAGGAUGUACAGAGGUGUAUUCUAGAACAGAGAACUCUGAUGAAGGAUGUUCUGGAGGACAGACGGUUGGUAGCUUUGCAAAGGGAGGGAGGAGCCAUGCUGGCCAGACUGAGAAGGGAGAGUGACCUCAGAUACUCUCACUGUGAGGAUUACAGUGAUGCAGUGGAUUCUGCGACCUGCAUGUACAACCAUGUAGAGGAGCAGGCCCAUGUGCUGGUGCACAGAUCCAACAUGUCCCUGGAGCACCUUGAACACCUGCUCCAACUCAGAGAAAUGGAGGGCCACUUCUCUAAGAUCAGGGAAUGGUUUGAUGCAGAAGGGGAACGGCGGUUGUUGGAGGCAGAAUCCGUGGAGGACUCUAGAGAAAGAGUGGAGCAGACUCUCCGUAGUUUCAGUGCAUUCCUCACUAAAGCCAAUGAGCAGAAGCACAAGGCUAUGGCCCUGGUGACGGAGGCAGAGAAGAUCCAGGGCCCAUCCCCAUACCCUGAGACUGAGGUGUUCAGGACCAUGGUCUGCACCUUCAAAUCUGGCCUGGCUGACUUCCUCUCCCGGGCAGAGAGGUGCUGUAGUGAGCUGGAGACUAUGGUCACUGUGUGCAACUUCUGUGAGCAGGCUACUGAGCUGGCCAAAGACUGCAGACAAUACCUGGACCAGGUUGUCAGACGCCCAGAGACGGAUGAUGUCUCUACACUCCAGAUGUACCAGGAGAGCUUUGUCCAGUUCUCCCCAGAUCUCUUCCAGGAGGUGAAGGCCCAGGCGUGUGCUUUGAGGGGCUCCAGGGGCAUGCGGGUGUGGAACGUAGCCUGGCUAAAGUGUCAGGAGGUCAGGCAGCAGCUAGAGGAGAGACUGCAGGAUGUGGAGAGGGCCUUCCGGAACACAGGCCCCUGGCAUGAACAACUUAGAGCUGAUGAGGGUGAGGCCUUGGUUCAUACAGUGACUCAUCAUGAUGGAGCUCUGGUACUGCCCAGACCUGGUCCACCACACUGGUACAAUCCCCCAUCAGGCUCUAUGAUGGGAAGGUAUCACGGGACCUUGGAGAGCAGGAACAACUCUGUGACCUGCUGUAAUAUAAACUUCAAGCCUGAGAAUAACAGACCUUGUAAACCAUCAAAGACCACCACCAUGCCGGCCUCUCCCCAUAUCAGAUCCAUUAGGAGAGCGGAGAGAGAGCCCAGUGGGAGAGAGGCCUGCCAAGGGAGGAGCAGAGAGGCCGCCACCCUUGCCGACUCUCACACUGUGGGCUGUGAGUGGUUCCCGUGGCAACGCGGGGGCCUGGGCCGGUCCAUGAGCGAGGACUCGUGUGCGACCGCCACGUCCAGUCAGUCUGAGACUCGCGUCCAGACACCUUCCUGCUCCCACGGACAACCUUCCUGUCGGCUCCUGCAGGCCGCUCAGAAGUUCCAGAUCUCACGGCAUGGCAGCUUCUGCUCAGAGGAAUCCUGUAGUGUCCGAGAGGGGGCAGAGAGGACCUCUUCAAGAAAUACUAGCCCAUCAGUGAGGAGGUGUGAGGGAACAACAUCAUUGGCAAGUUCAGAGGAGAAGGCUGGCAAUGUUAUGAAGCUGCAGCGAAUCAUGGCGGAGCUACUGUUAACAGAGAGGGAGUAUGUGCGCUCCCUGGGUUACAUCCUGACUCAUUACCUCCCCCUGCUGGAGAGGCCUGACGUGCCACAAGACCUGCGGGGCAAACGUGGAGUCAUCUUUGGGAACCUGGAGAAGCUGUAUGACUUCCACGGCCAUUUCUUCCUCAGAGAGCUGGAUGCCUGUCAGACAGAGCCUUUACAAGUGGCUCGCUGCUUCCUGAGACACAGAGACAGUUUAGGCCUCUAUGCUCUCUACAGCAAGAACAAGCCUCAAUCAGAUGCCUUAAUCCUUCACCAUCGCCCUGACAUCUUCAAGAGGAAGCAGCAGGAGCUGGGGGAUCACAUGGACCUGUCCUCCUACCUGCUGAAGCCCAUCCAGAGGAUCAGUAAGUACAGCCUGCUUCUGCAGGACAUGCUGGGGAUGUGUGGGCCUCAGAGAGACAGGGAAGAGCUCCAGGCUGCAGCCGACGUGGUCCGCUUCCAGAUGCGUCAUGGCAACGACCUCCUCACCAUGGACGCAAUCCAGGACUGUGACGUGAAUCUGAAGGAGCAGGGCCAGCUGAUUCGCCAGGAUGAGUUCAUCGUGUUCUUCAGAAAGAAGAAAUGCUCCCGCCGUAUUUUCCUCUUCCAGGAUCUCAUCCUCUUCAGCAAGACCAAGAAGACCAAUGUGGGCAAUGAUGUGUACAUCUACAAACAGUCUUUCAAGACAUCUGAUAUCGGGAUGACCCAUAACUCUGGAGAGAGUGGUUUCUGUUUUGAGAUCUGGUUCCGGAGGAGGAAGUUCCAGGACACGUACACUCUGAAGGCUGACAGGGCGGAGGUGAAAAGGGCCUGGACCAGAGACCUGGAGCAGAUCCUCUGGGAACAAGCUGCCUACAGCAGAGAGCUGAGGAUACAGGAGAGAGUGUUCAUGGGCACGGGGAGGAAACCUUUCAUGGAUAUACAGCCUAACGAGGCAGCCAUCUGUGACAGGGCCGCCAACUGUGUCCUGCUAGGAAGAGCUCCUGUGCCGUCUUUUCCACAAACAGAUCUUGAAUGUCUCCGGCCCAACUCCAUUGGUUCAGGCAGUGGUGCCUCUACCUCCUGCAGCAACUCAUCUUCCUCCUCUGGACGAGGUUCUUUACCUCCUGUAGGUUACCCUGGUAACCAGAUACAAGGUGGGGAAACCAAUCACAUUGUCUAUUCCUCCCCGGAGACUGUGACGGUGACUGAAGAUGACCUCAAUAACCAUCAGAAUCACCAGAAACAAAACCUUCAUCUUCUCAUGGACAGCAUGGAGUCGUCAGGUGAGAGUGGCAGUGUGUUCAGCAGCUCGGAGCGCAGCUGCCUCUCUGCCAUUGGUGGAGAGGUGGAGGACUCGUCAUCUGUCACGUCCCAGAGCUCCCAAUCCCGUGUCACCCAGAGAACAGCAGCACCCAAUCUCAGGAAGAACAGUUCUCCUGCUACGAUCAGGAAGAAGCCCUCCAUUGCUCCCAAACCACCAGUGCUGGCUGCUCCUCAGAGCCUGCAAAAGGGCAAAGAAAUGGUUGCUAUAGGAAAAUCAACAGAAGUUUAACCAGUGGAUUUAACGGAUGGUUCAUCCUGUGGAUCUCUGAGCAGUGAUGAUGGAGAGCAAUCAGGCUGACAGUCAAUUAAAAACUAUGAUAACAGACUGAAUGGACCACUAGUUGACAAGCACUGAAGAGAAAGUGACUUUUUGUCUUUGAAGAACUAAUGUAUCUGGAAUAUUCUAGCUGAAAUAUCAUGAAAAGGAACACAUGAUGGACUGUGGUCAGUUUUUAAAGUGCUUAUGGUGUCCAUUUAUCUAAUAACACUACUUAAGCAACCACUUCUUGAUCAGCUACUGCUUUAACUGAAUGGCUAUUGUUUUUCUGUCAUUGGUUCAUAGAACAGACUUUUUUGUCUUUGUAAUACUAGUAGUAUUUCAAAUGUUAACUUUUACAAGGGAUAUCUUUGAAAUGUACACAUCAUUCUCACAAUGUCAUGUUGAAUCUCUUGAUGACCUCAUAUUCCCAUGAAAUGUCAAAUAUGGGUUCAUAUUGUUUUCUUCAAAUUACACACAUUUAACACGGUUUAUAAUGUACCGGUACACAUGUCAAAUUCAAACAACUGACUAUAGAAACACUCGUUCCCAUCAGUAUUCUCUGCGGGCUCAGGACAACUUGUCAGUGGCACUCUGACAUGAUUUCCUGCCCAGAUUUAUAGAUCAAUUAGGGAUCAACUAUUGAUAUUUGAAUAUGGGGUGGCCAGUCCUGAUUAAUUUAAGGGGUUCAUCUGGCAUUCUCAACUCAUCAGAAACCAGUGUCUUCUGACUUCUCCAGUUCAGUUGUUCUAAUAGUCAACAUGUUAUUUUACAAUUUUCAUUACAAACCAUGUACAUUAUUGAGAUCUUUCUUUUCUGUGAAAACUGAAUGAGCAAUUUUGCUUAGGACUAGGUUCUAUAAGAACUGCGGUAAACAACAUCCGCAUAGCGGUUGUUUUGGCGAUGAGUUCAGAUUUUUGUGGCCCCCACUCCCAUCAAAGUUGCCCAUCCCUGUUCUAGGCUAUAAAUACCCCCAUCCAAAUGAACAUGAAAACAUGCAUUAGCCUGUCAUUACUUCUAUCAUCGAUAGAGCCUACACUUUCUAUCGCCGUUUUGAACACACGAGCAGCCACUCUCCAAUUUGUCAACUCACACGGCAGUUACGGCCAACGCGGGUUAACUCUUGAUCUGACUGAAUCACAGCCUAUCUUUUUAAUAUGUCAAUAGGGCUGUCUUGACCAUUCUUCCUGCCCUGACCUCGAGACUGUCUAAUGCCCUGUACUGUUUGGACUCUGACCUGGUUUAUGGACUCUCGCCUGUACCCGACCUGCCUUUUGCCUACCACUUGUGUUAUAAUAAAUAUCGGAGCUCAACCAUCUGCCUCCUGUGUCUGCAUAUGGGUCUCGCCUUGUGCCCUUAUACUUACAGUAGAUAAAAAUGUACUAUAGUUCUACACAAAAAAUGUCUGGUGUUUACUGGUGGAAACACUCCAAGGUUGACAGGUUGGUUGAUAGGUUGUUAAACAAUUGAUGACUUAUUUUGCAAUGAAAUACCAUCAGCAGAAAAUAAGCUUCACAUUUUGGAAGUUGUUGCUGAUGUCACGUGAUUAAUCCACUUCAAAUCAGUGUAGAUGAAGGGGAGGAGACAGGUUAAAGAAGGAUUUUAAUCCUUGAGCCAAUUGAAACAUGGAUUGUGUAUGUGUGCCGUUCAGAGGGUGAAUGGGGAAGACGAAAGAUUGAAGUGCCUUUGAACGAGGUAUGGUAGUAGGUGCCAGGCGCACCGGUUUGAGUGUGUCAAGAACUGCAACGCUGCUGGGUUUUUCAUGCUCAACAGUUCCCCGUGUGUAUCAAGAAUGGGGGGGUGCAACUCUAUAUUAGGAAGAUGUCCCUAAUGUACACUACUACUUAAGAAAAUGGUCUUCAUAAGAUUGUAAUGUUUUUUUAUUUGGCUUCUUUCACAGUCUUGGAUAUAGAACAAUGCAUUUUCGAGAGUAAAAUCAACAUGACUACUCACCACACCGAACAGAAUGGGUUUGACCGACUGAUAGUGAGAAGAGGCCUGCCAUUCACCAUCACUUUGCACCUAAAAUCUGGGAGUUAGUUCCAAGCAGGCGUCAGCACCUUCAGGUUCAUAGCAGAAACAAGUACAGUACUGUGGACACAAUAUAAAGACCUCAUUAGUCGGGGAAUCCUUGCUUGAACAUUCAGUAUUUAGACAGCAAGACUGUAGAUAUAUGAGUUUACAGGUAUGUACUUUUAGGUGUCUCCUUUCUGCAUACGGUCCACUGAUAUGUCCUGAACACAUCUGUCCUGUGUAUCUUUCUACAGGGCUGUUGCCGAGAGAGGAGUCAGGCACCAAGGCUACCUUCAGCCUGACUGACUCUGCCUCAAAGACAGGCUGGAGUGCAUUCGCUACUACUCCUUCUGGGAAUGUCAUCUCAGUGGCUGUGUCCUCCCCUCCUGAUGUCCCCAUUGGACUGUACUUCUUGACUUUGGACCAGGGCCAGAAAGUCAAACUGUGGGAGUUUGUACUGCUGUUCAAUCCAUGGUGUGCCAGUAAAUCUCAUUAUUUUUAA
Salmo salar (Atlantic salmon) is the source of this 8428-nucleotide messenger RNA. Its product is annotated as pleckstrin homology domain-containing family G member 4B. The record is from RefSeq and is a predicted model, not a curated record. Gene Ontology annotation, molecular function: guanyl-nucleotide exchange factor activity. NCBI's taxonomy places the organism in Eukaryota, Metazoa, Chordata, Actinopteri, Salmoniformes, Salmonidae.